CAAUCGAAGUCAUCAGUUUCCAUACAUAUAGACAUCUACUUUUCACAGCACGAAUACUACAACCAAGGGUCUGGUGCUUUCCCUAAUGACAUCGCACUCCUUAUGUUCAACGAAUCCAUCACUGGUCCCGGUGCAGCAUCGGUGGCAAGAUUACCCGAUGAUGACCACAAAGACUUCGCUCCUCAUCGCUGUUCUAUAACGGGCUGGGGGUAUUCAGUAUACGGACAAGUUAUUCCUGACGUCCUGCAACAGGCUGAAAUGACUGUGAUGAAGGAGAAAUGGUGUGAGAGGGCAUUUGAAGAGUUUGGUGAUGGAAUAAUUAACGACGGACAUGUCUGUGUUAUAUCAGACGAUUCCUCAUCCUGUAAUGGCGACAGUGGCGGACCUUUAACCUGUGGGGACACCUUAGUCGGAGUGACAUCAUUUGGUAUAAUAGGAUGUCCUGCUGAAUAUCCGUCAGUGUACACACGGAUCACUCACUUCCGACAGUGGAUCAAAGAUAACUCCGGUGUGUGAAGUCAUGUGGGCAAUACUUAUUGGAAUGGCGGUCAUAUUCAAAAUAACAAAUCUUGUUUAUCUUAUUGUUGUUUUUUUUAAUCUGUUAAGUCAGAUUGAAUGAAAUAAAGAAUAUUACUAAAUUGACAACGCAACG
Molecule: messenger RNA, 652 nt
Organism: Pecten maximus
Lineage: Eukaryota; Metazoa; Mollusca; Bivalvia; Pectinida; Pectinidae
Product: fibrinolytic enzyme, isozyme C-like
Exons: 3
Coding region: 103-516 (137 amino acids)
Biological process (GO): proteolysis
Molecular function (GO): serine-type endopeptidase activity
Source: RefSeq, a predicted model, not a curated record